GAAAAUGGUAUGGAGUUAAAGAAGAUUUCCGUACAUUAUCUAAUAAGUACUAUUUUAUUAAAACAGAUUUAAAAGAAACAACUAUAGAAGCAUAUAAAAGAAUUAACGAAGAAUCAGAAGCUAUAGCAGAAAAAACAAAUAGACAGGUCGAUAUGCGGAAAUCUGGAAGUUAUACUUUGACAAGUUUAAAACUUUUUCGAGAAACAACUUUAGUACCAAACAGAAGUGAAAAAAUCGAUGAGAAAGAAAAUGCAUGGUUAAAUUUAGCAACAACUGGUGCUUUAGUAUUUGCAGAAAAAUAUGAAGGAGAAGCUAUUCAAUAUGAUGUAAAUUCGAUGUAUAUAUAUGAAAUGUUAAAGAAAGAAGCAUCAUGGCCAAUUGCACCUAGUAAGUUUCAUACUAUAAACUCAUCUUUUACGGAAAAAUGGAGUAAAUUUCCUUAUGGAAUUUAUAAAGCAACAAUAGAAGGAAAUCCAUCAAAGAAAAGUCUUCAAUGCACGAGAUAUUUGCGCUAUAAUCCACAUGGGAUUUACACACAUUAUGAUUUAGAAUGCGCACGAAAAAAUGGAAUGAAAGUAACAUUAAUGAAUAUAACACCAAAUGCGCUUAUUUACGAAAGAAAUAUACGGAUAACAGGAAAAGACAUGUUUGGUAAAUGGGGUAUUAUAUUAUAUAACAUUAAGAAAGAAGGAGGAAUAGCUGGAAAAGUAAGUAAAGCAUUAUUAGUUUCAUUAUGGGGUGUCCUAUGUGAGCAAAGAAAUGGACAAAAUUAUGGUAUACACCCUCGAAUAAAACCAUUCUUAUUAGCAUCAGCACGAAAAAGAAUAUCAGAAAUCAUGAAACCACUAGGAGAUCAAGUAAAACGUAUACAUACAGAUGGCUUUAUUGUAGCUGGAAAAGUAGAACUUAAAACGGGAAUAGAAAUGGGUGAGCUAAAAUUCGAGAAAAAAGGAGUUUGUGUAGUAAAAAAUUGUAUAUCAGUUACUUGGAAACCAUCAUAUCCAAAAAUUCCAAAUUUGAUUACAAAUAUUUUACCAGAUUUUGAGAAAAUACAACAAGAUAAAGAGCAGAAUACAAAAUUAGAUACAGAGUAUCCUGCUUCACAAACAGUAAAAGGAAAACUAUCAAAAAAAUCUGAUAUAAAUCUUCCGAAUGAAAUUAUAAUAAAAAUAUUUCAACAUUUACAAACACAAAAUGAAAGAUUAGACACGAAGUGUUCUGCUUCGCAGUGUAGUAAUAAUGAAUUAUUAAAUUUUGUCGAAUUAAUAAAAAAGAAACCAUUACCGAAUGCGAUAAAAUAUAUAAAACAGAUAGAAUUCGAAAGAAUAGAUAAUUAUUUUAAUAUGAAUGAAUUUCAAUUAGAAGACAUUGUAAGUAUAUGCCAAAAUAUAAUAACUAUAUCAUUUAAGGAUUGUGGUUGGGGAUUUCUUAACAAUAGCUCACUAAAGAUGACAUUGGAUACGUGCAAAAAUCUAAAUCAUAUAUUUAUCUAUGGAAGUAAUCGAUUAGCACCAAAAACUGUCUUAAGUAUACCAGAAAAAUGUACAAGUAUAAAAACUAUAAAAAUACAAAAUUGUGAACGAAUAACAGAUAAAAUAGUAAAUCAAUUAGUGAGCAAAUAUCCGAAAAUUGAAAUUAAUAAAAUAGAAGUUGACUCACGAAGUGAAGAUGAUAUUGCAUCUCAAAUUAGAGAAGAUAUAUUUGACGAAUACUAG
Molecule: messenger RNA, 1715 nt
Organism: Dentiscutata heterogama
Lineage: Eukaryota; Fungi; Glomeromycota; Glomeromycetes; Diversisporales; Gigasporaceae
Source: the annotation of a GenBank genome assembly